UCAUACCGGAAAUGACAUCUCUUCCCCUCGCGAUCUUGCCGUAAACAGCUCCAAAGCACAAGACAUUCGUCAAGCAUAGAGUGUUGUUUCAUCCCAAAUUUUUCGUACCAGAAUUUAAACUAGGAUUCAAUUUAACACGAACAUGUCGCACACGAUCCUGUUGGUUCAGCCCACCAAGAGACCCGAAGGCCGGACAUACGCUGACUACGAGUCGGUGAAUGAAUGCAUGGAAGGUGUGUGCAAAAUGUACGAAGAGCAUCUCAAGAGGAUGAACCCCAACAGCCCCUCCAUCACAUACGAUAUUAGCCAGUUGUUUGACUUCAUUGACGACUUGGCAGACCUGAGCUGUCUUGUUUACAGAGCAGACACCCAAACAUACCAGCCGUACAACAAAGACUGGAUCAAGGAGAAGAUUUACGUCCUGUUGAGACGUCAAGCUCACCAAGCAGGGAAGUAGUGAGACCGAUGUCACCGUUGUCCUUCGCUACACAUCCCAAAGGAGUCGAAUGAAACACAGCUACAUUUCGAAAACUUCUCUUGAGAUUUGUGUGAUAAGAGGACAAGGGGAUACUUUAAAUGAGAGGAUGUCCAUUUUGUUUUCGGGGACGGUCUGGGUCACCUGGCGGUGGCCCUUUGGUUUCUAACUGAGUUAACUUUUUUUUUUUUUUUUCUUUCUAACUUGCUGUUCUCAGUAACGCGUCCAAGCCAGUUUCCGUGCUGUGGAAUUUCAAUUAAAAUUGUUAUGGAGUGACGACACAAAGGGGAUACUUUAAAUGAGAGGAUGUCCAUUUUGUUUUCGGGGACGGUCUGGGUCACCUGGCGGUGGCCCUUUGGUUUCUGACUGAGUGAACUUUUUUUUUAUUUUUUUCUAACUUGCUAUUCUCAGUAACUCGUCCAAGCCAGUUUCAGUGCUGUGGAAUUUCAAUUAAAAUUGUUAUGGAGUGACGACACAAAAUUUACAAGAGUUGUAUUUUUUUUUUGUUAUUCUGACUACUGUGGUUACUAUAGUGACACUUAAUGCUGUUUUUUUUUCUUUUUUGUAAACUUUUUUUUUUUUACAUAAUGUAUCGGACUCCUUUGAUUCAAACAUCAUCAUUUUGGCUUUGGAACUGUUCUUUAAUAAACAACUUGAAAGCGA
Hippocampus comes (tiger tail seahorse) is the source of this 1138-nucleotide messenger RNA. Its product is annotated as enhancer of rudimentary homolog. The transcript has 4 exons. The coding region runs from base 143 to 457 and encodes 104 amino acids. The record is from RefSeq and is a predicted model, not a curated record. NCBI's taxonomy places the organism in Eukaryota, Metazoa, Chordata, Actinopteri, Syngnathiformes, Syngnathidae.